AUGCCUCAGGGCACGCACAACUUCACGGCCAUGGCCAACGACAACGAUGAUCUGAGCCAGUUGAUUGCCAAAGGGUUCGCUAAUAUCCUGCCACACACUGCGAAUUGGAAAGGAACUGAGAAAUUUCUGCUGAGCGUGGUACAGGUUCUGCUAGAAUAUAUUCGUGAGGAAAAUGAUCGCGACAAUAAAAUCCUCGAAUUUCAUCAUCCUGCCGAAAUGCUGCAACUCAUCGAUCUUGACAUACCCGACCAACCAGAGAAUUUGGAAUGCCUCGUGAAGAGCUGCGAGGAAGUGUUGAGACUUGGCGUUCGUACGGGACAUCCUCGAUUCUUUAAUCAG
Messenger RNA from Cooperia oncophora, 339 nucleotides. The record is from the annotation of a GenBank genome assembly. Lineage: Eukaryota; Metazoa; Nematoda; Chromadorea; Rhabditida; Trichostrongylidae.